AUGGAGUUAAACACAGUGACUUCUCCCAGCAGUAGCAUAAUAUGGGUGACACCAGAUAUCGAAGGCAAACCCCUCAAAAUGGAGCUGGACACAGGAUCUGCAGUGUCUAUAAUUUCCACUACUGUCUACAAUGAGCACUUUAAGGCUAUCAAGCUGAAGAACACAAAUGUGUUGCUGAAGACAUACUCAGGAGAGAGAUUGAGCCCAAUGGGGGCGUUGCAGGUCAGAGUGCAUUAUGGGGGGCAAACACAGCAGUUACAGCUGUAUGUGGUGCCUGGAACUGGCCCCCCAUUAUUUGGCAGGGAAUGGCUUUCAAAAAUAAAGCUGAAUUGGUGUGACUUGAAAAUGCUCCACACGUUCCAGUCCAAAGAGAAAGGCACAGACCAAACACUGGAACACUUGCGGAAUAAAUACAACACAGUUUUCAGUGAUCAGAUGGGAACAGUAAAAGGCUUCACAGCAAAACUUGUACUAAGAGAUGAUGCAACCCCAAAAUUCUGCAAAGCCAGAUCUGUUCCAUACUCCCUGAGACCAAAGGUGGAAGCGGAAAUCGAUCGCUUGCAGGAUACAGGGAUCCUGACGAAAGUGGACAGAAGCGAAUGGGCCACACCCAUAGUUCCUAUUGUGAAGAAAGACGGGUCUGUUAGAAUUUGUGGGGACUUCAAGGUAACUGUGAAUCCAAUGUUGCAUGUGGACCAAUACCCCCUACCACGCCUGGAUGACAUCUUUGCUGCACUAGCUGGUGGGAAACACUUCAGUAAAAUCGAUCUGAAACAGGCUUACCUGCAGCUACCGGUUGAAGAGAGUUCCAAACAGUACCUGACAAUAAACACACACAAAGGUCUAUACAGGUAUAACCGCCUGGUGUUUGGCAUUGCAUCAGCCCCAGCCAUUUGGCAACGAACUAUUGACCAGAUUUUGCAAGGAAUCCCAGGAACCCAGUGUAUCCUGGAUGACAUGAUCAUAACAGGACGCACCGACAAAGAGCAUCUGGCUAACCUGGAAGAGGUCCUGAAAAGACUGAAAGAGUAUGGUCUACAGGCAAACUUAAAGAAGUGUGAGUUCUUCAAAGACAAGAUUGUCUUCUGUGGACAUGAGAUUGACUGUAAUGGAUUGCACAAAACACAGGACAAAAUCGAGGCAGUGGUACAGGCACCACGACCACAAAAUAUCACAGAAGUGAGAUCUUUCACGGGACUGAUCAAUUACUACAGAAGAUUCCUCCCAAACCUUUCAGCAGUACUCCAGCCUCUAAAUCAGCUCCUGGAAAAGAAUAGGACAUGGCGGUGGACAGAGCAAUGUGAAAAUGCAUUUCUGGAGGCAAAACGGCUCAUAACAUCUGAACAGGUCCUGAUGCAUUACGACCCUGAAAUGCCAGUGAAGUUGGCUUGUGAUGCGUCCCCUUAUGGAUUAGGGGCAGUCCUUUCACACACACUGAAAGAUGGGUCCGAGAGGCCAGUUGCAUUUGCGUCACGAACAUUGAAUGAUGCAGAGAAAAACUACUCACAAAUCGACAAAGAAGCACUGGCACUAGUGUGGGGCGUCAAGAAAUUCCACGCAUACCUAUAUGGCAAGCGUUUCACACUGGUUACAGAUCACCAGCCGUUGCUUUCCAUUUUCAGUCCAAAGAAAGGCAUUCCGGCAAUGACAGCAGCCAGGUUACAGCGAUACGCCCUGUUCCUUGCCAGUCAUAUGUAUGACAUUGAGUUUAAGCCGUCAUCCCUCCACACAAAUGCAGAUGGAUUAUCCAGACUGCCAUGUACAAGAGAAAGGCAAAGGAGGGUGGAUGCAGUGGACAUGUUCCAUACCGCUCAGCUCGAGGCACUACCGGUCACAAGCACAGUUAUCAAACAGGAGACAAGGAAAGAUGUGACCUUGUCACAAGUGUACACCUACACCAUGUCAGGAUGGCCAGCUACUGGCAGAAAGGAGCUGACUCCGUAUUUCCAGCGGAGAAACGAAAUUACAACGUACCAGGGAUGUUUGAUGUGGGGAAUGAGAGUCAUGAUACCCCAGAAAUGCCAACAUCGAGUCUUGCAGCAACUACAUGAAGGUCAUGUUGGAAUUGUCAAAAUGAAGCUGCUUGCAAGGAGCCACUUCUGGUGGCCAGGUCUGGACCAACAGAUAGAAAAUAUGGCAAAGAACUGUAGUGGAUGUUUGGAAACCCUUCACAUGCCUGCUCCUGUCCCAGUCCACCCAUGGGAAUGGCCCACAGAGCCAUGGCAGAGAAUUCAUGUGGACUACGCUGGUCCCUUGGAAAAGCACAUGUUUCUGGUUAUAGUUGAUGCCCAUUCCAAAUGGCCAGAGGUGUUUUGCACUGACUCCUCCACCUCAGCUCAGACGAUAGAGUGUCUCAGAACAACGUUUGCACGCUUCGGUUUGCCACUGCAGCUGGUAAGUGACAACGCGCAAGCUUUUGUAAGUGACGAGUUUACAAGAUUCAUGUCAGUAAAUGGAAUCAAACACUCAACUUCAGCUCCGUACCACCCUGCCACCAAUGGGCUGGCAGAACGCUUUGUGCAAACCCUAAAGCAAGGACUCCGUGCAGCAAAACGAGACGGGAGGGACUUUGCAAACAAAACUGGCCAAGUUCCUGGCCUCCUACCGAAACACCCCACAUGCCACAACAAAUGA
This is a messenger RNA of Oncorhynchus keta (chum salmon), 2634 nucleotides long. RefSeq lists its product as uncharacterized. Gene Ontology annotation, molecular function: nucleic acid binding. The transcript has a single exon. Gene Ontology annotation, biological process: DNA integration. Lineage: Eukaryota; Metazoa; Chordata; Actinopteri; Salmoniformes; Salmonidae. The coding region runs from base 1 to 2634 and encodes 877 amino acids. The record is from RefSeq and is a predicted model, not a curated record.